Capronia coronata CBS 617.96 is the source of this 1782-nucleotide messenger RNA. RefSeq lists its product as uncharacterized. Bases 1 to 1782 code for a protein of 593 amino acids. NCBI's taxonomy places the organism in Eukaryota, Fungi, Ascomycota, Eurotiomycetes, Chaetothyriales, Herpotrichiellaceae. The record is from RefSeq and is a predicted model, not a curated record. The transcript has a single exon.
AUGGCUCCUAAACCAAGACGCUCUGUAUCUCCCAGCUCUCGGUUUUUGUUUGUCAAUGAAGAUGCGUCCAGCGUGACGAGAACCACAAAAGAUGCGGAGCUGGACAGGACAAAACAAAGCCAUGUCCAACGGCAGAAUUUCGCCCGUAAACGUCGGCUUCGAGAGCAAUCCACAACCGCCACGCGACCAAGCAGACCAGGAUCCUCGUCACAAGGACCUGCUAUUGCAGGCGCUGCUUCUAGACUCCCUCCCGCGACCCGCGAAGGACCGGCUCAUGGGAGCGACCCUUUCGACUUUAUAUACAGCGUCGACCCGAUCGAUCCGGUCUUGCAGUCCUCGAUCUUACUGCAAGAGCCGUUGUAUCCGCAUUUCUCGGCUUCACCCCCUGACAUCUUCGGCCCUGCAUCACCCUCAACAGCUACAGCCCUACAACGAGAGGAUAUCUACGAUGUGCCCUGGCCUUACAGACCAGGACAACCCUUCGAUACAACACUUCCACCCCAGAACGUCACUCCUCUGCCCAUAAUCACAAGCAAUGUGGCAAGCUCUUCGACGCCUUUCAGUGGGCCUUCCUAUCCGUUGGUUGACGGUCUUCGUUUCUUGGAAAGAUGGGCUCCGCCUUUAAUUCAAUACUACAAUACCACCAUUUUACCAGAGAAGUUCUGGAAAGAUACUAGGAAGGUUCCAAUGAGUCGUAUUCGCCAUGCGUCAUCAGUUCACGCAGAUAUGCAGGCUUGUAUGGCUGAGCCUGCACAUAUGUAUGCAUUUUUGGCAUCAUCUGCGACACAGAUGCUUGCUCGGGAGGGUCGACUGCUAUUGCCAGACGCAUCUGAAGGAGACCACCAGAGAGUCCUCACUUUCUUCAAAACGAAAGCCAUCCAGGCUUUGAUGACCACAAUGACGUCGGGGCGACUGGACCCACGAACCGCCAUCGACGUGCACAGGUUGUACGGUGCAGGAAUUCAUGCUGAUAACAACGAGAUGGCCGAACCACAUUUCCAAGCUUUGAUCUCUAUGUUGGAAGCUCUGGGAGGUCUUGACGCAUUCAGCGACUACGAAGCCGAGAAGAUGAUCUUGCUCGACUGCAAUGCUGCCCUGAAGGACCUCGAGGCCCCCCGGCUGCUUGAGACCUGGGAUCCUGGUCCUCUGACCGACGAUGUUCUUGUCGCGAUUGAAUCGCAGGAUCUUCAUGUCCUUCAAGCAGGGUCGAGAGUCAUCACGACGCUUGCCGUUUUUCACGAUGGUCGGCUGUUGUUUCAGAGCUUCUACGAUCUUACCCAGGUCGUGAAGAUGUCAGCCCACUUGGAAAGCGUGGCUCACUAUGACGCGGAGCACUACAAAUGGUUCAGUCUGCGCCUUCUAGCAAUCCAAAACAGGCUCCUUUCAUUGCCUUUACACUGCCAAAUGGACAGUCAGACCGACAGCUUGAGAAUUUCUCUGGCUCUCUGGACGGCCACGACAAGAUCACCGGCCUUGGCCCGAAGGAUAGCAUCCAAGUCCAGCCAUAAGCUCCGGGGGAGGCUGGAGAGUACUGAUCUCCAUCAUCUCUGGACCCAUGCCACAGACCUGUUGUUGUGGGUAGUAGUCUAUGGAGGCGUUUCAGCAGGCAACAAAGAUGACCUCGACUGGUUCGUCAACAUCGCUAGAGGUGCUGCAGUGCAACUCGGGCUACGCGAUUUUCUGGCGCUUGAAGACUUACUGUCAGGGUUUCUCUAUGACCCUUAUUCCCAACACGACUCCGUUGUCCAUAUCGCCGCUUUGAUGUGGCCAAUGUCGAGUUGA